This is a messenger RNA of Triticum aestivum (bread wheat), 841 nucleotides long. RefSeq lists its product as uncharacterized. The record is from RefSeq and is a predicted model, not a curated record. The transcript is spliced from 2 exons. Bases 186 to 521 code for a protein of 111 amino acids. Lineage: Eukaryota; Viridiplantae; Streptophyta; Magnoliopsida; Poales; Poaceae.
ACAUCCCGUGCGUGUGUGGAUAGGAGUCAAUUUCUUUCCUUCCUGUGCCUGCGUGGAAUGGAUUGGAAUCAAUUGAUUCCUUCCUGUACGUGUGUUCUGGCCAUGGUUACCGAUGAUGCCGCGUGCAGUGCGUUCCGCCUUGCGCCCCGUGGGCUGCCUCCGCCCGGGUUGCCGCGUGCCGGUCGAUGAUCACCGCCGCGUUGCCGCGACACAUCGCGUUUGCUCCCGUCCUGUGCCGGCCGGGGGCCAUCUCCAUCGCGCUGCAGGGAGUGGGCCGUGCUACAGCGCGCGCUCCGGCCGAUUGCCACCUGUGCCAUCGGCUUGGGAGCCGCGUCCGAGGGAGGGCUGCGCGCCGCGCCGUGGUCGUGCUCCGCCUGAGGGAGGAGCGCCGCAUCGGAUGCUGCUUCGGAGAGGUGGAGGACGCCGUCCUCGCCAAACGUCGAGAAGCAUGUCUAUUGAUUCCUGCCAUGGAAGGGUUGCGGUUGAUCGAAUCGGCAGCGACUGAAAUUCUCCUAUGCUGAAGCCGUGCGCGCUGGAUGGAGUCGACAUCGCGAGUACAGGGGCAGACGUUGGCGCCGCCGUGACUAAUGUCGCCAUCCGCGCCAAGACUCAAUGCUGCAGUCCGCCGCGCGAGAUAAGGCCGGCAGCGCUGGGAAUCGCGCGAGGCGUCGAGGAGGUCUGGCCUAAUCGCUCUGUUAGGGCAAGGUGCUGACAACGUGUAAAGAUGAAAAGAGAGAGCAGAGACGAAAAUCCAAAUCUGAGCCCGAGCUCAUCUGUACCUGCGCUCACUAAAAAAAUCAAAAUAAAUACUAAAAAAAUUAAAAAAAAUCCGAAAAAAAUU